AAGCAAUGACAAAAGACACUGUUAUCCUAUCUGAGUAUGUAAGUUAUGUAUAAAAGGCUUGUGCAACGUUAUCUUGGGAACUCAGACAAAUAUGGGGUUGUAUAGAGCGGUUAUACUUGUUGCAACUGCGCUAGUUUUUGUGGUUAACAUCGCUCAAGCAGGCGUCUGCAACGGGCGAAGCACGGUGGUGCAAAUCAAAAUACCUAACCGUACAAACGUCACAAUACAGUAUCCAAAUCAAAAUAAUCCUGUGGAUUUCGUGCCCUAUCCGUACCAACAGCCAGGCAGUUCCAAUACACCUGAAUGCUAUACAUGUCGAGGUUCUAAAUGUCAAAGAUGUAAUAAAGUUGACCAAAAUGCGCAUUACAGCAGACCGCCAUCUUACACGAAAACUAAUAUAAUAAUUGAUCUUACCAAAGAUAAUUCUAAGAAAUCAUCACAAAAUGGAAAAGACGGUAACGUUAAGAAUGGAACAGUCAUCAUUUUGCAAGACGAUAAUAAAGCAUCUAGCACAAGUGGUUCCUCAGCUAAAGGGGGCAAAGGAUUAUCGGCGACGAGCUCAGCGUCAACAUCAAUAUCCAAUACUGACAUAGUUGCUUCUCUAAAUGAAAAGGAGAGCGUUGGCACAUCUAAACCGGGUAAUACAGAAGACAUUUAUGUAUUAGAUGCUUCCAAGUCUGUUUCAGCCUCCGUAUCAAGUGCUUCUGCUGGUGAAAAGCCAAAUAAAGAUCAAUCACACCCAGCUAAGGACCCGUCCCCUUCACAACCGUCUAAGCACCCAAAUGCGGAACAACCAGCCCCGUCGCAACAUCCGUCUGACCCAAGCAAAGGAUCGCCAUCACCCCAACAUCCAGGUUCAAACUCCCCUGAUCAAGGAUCGCCACCACCCCAACAUCCAGGUUCAACCUCCCCUGAUCAAGGAUCGCCAUCAACCCAACAACCAAGCUCAACUUCCCCUGAUCAAGGAUCGCCAUCACCCCAACAACCAAGCUCAACUUCCCCUGAUCAAGGAUCGCCAUCACCCCAACAACCAAGCUCAACUUCCCCUGAUCAAGGAUCGCCAUCACCUCAACAUCCAAGUUCAACUUCCCCUGAUCAAGGAUCGCCAUCAAACCAUGAACCAUCUUCACCUUCAAAGGACCAACCAUCACAUGAGACAAAAACAGAAGUAGAUGCUGAAGCAAAAGCGAAAGCAUCAUCAACCACUGAUUAAUGAAACCACAAAUUGUGCAUUUUGCAUGAAAACUUAGACUAUAAAAGAAAUGUCUGAGCCACAAAUGUUUAAAAAAAAAAUGAGUACAAUGAUAAAAAAAAAACGUUUAAUGUAAUAAUACUGUGUUUAGCUUACUUUAAUCAUUUUCGGUCGCAGUUCUUCUACGGAGUUUAUGAUGCAUUUGUCCACAUUUGGGUCGCUCCGUUGACAAACUUUUAUGUAUGGAGCUGAAAAAAAUAAAUUACGAUUAAGUCAUUAUAAAAGUAAAAUGGAAACUUCGUUGUCGUCGUGGGAUUUUAUUAUAAUAGAACUUAUUACAGUGUGAUAAACUUUUAUUGUUAUUAUAAUUUUUGCAGUAAAAUAUGAUUAAAUAUU
Vanessa atalanta (red admiral) is the source of this 1588-nucleotide messenger RNA. Its product is annotated as putative protein TPRXL. The record is from RefSeq and is a predicted model, not a curated record. The coding region runs from base 92 to 1213 and encodes 373 amino acids. The transcript is spliced from 2 exons. Lineage: Eukaryota; Metazoa; Arthropoda; Insecta; Lepidoptera; Nymphalidae.